Messenger RNA from Orbicella faveolata, 1090 nucleotides. RefSeq lists its product as uncharacterized. Lineage: Eukaryota; Metazoa; Cnidaria; Anthozoa; Scleractinia; Merulinidae. The record is from RefSeq and is a predicted model, not a curated record.
AUGAAUGACGAGAAAAGCGUCAUUAUUCUUAACCACGGACUGCAUUUUAUUACGUCAACAAACUUUUCAACAUACCGCCAAGUUAUCGAUGGUAUUGUGGAUCUGUUUAAAGCGACAAAAGUGAACGAAAAAGGAGGAAUUGAAUUGAAGUUCAAAGGGAAAAUGAUUUGGAAGACAAACGCUGCUAUCCACAGAGAAAGACUAAGAUCGCCACACAACCACAAGCGACGAUUUCUUACUCGACAGCGGGUUCAACUCUACAAUGCGUAUGCUACCUGGGCCAUGUGUAAAGCCGGUAUUGAAGUACUUGAUGUGUACCCACUCACCGCGUCUUUCCCUAACGGGACUGAUAAUAGCGUGGAUCCGUUCGAUAGCGUGCAUUACAAAGACUUGGUCUUCAAACCCGCGGAGGACAUCUUGCUAGAGUACUUUAGUCCCUGGUGGAACGAAGUCAAUCACACAAGCAGACUGACGUAGAAAAUAAACUUAAAGAAAUUAUUUCGUGUAAGACAUACAGCCGUAAUACCAUACUUUCUUUUUGGGUUAAUGCAAAUCAUACAAUACGGUCAAGCCUGAAAACAUUUUUCUCCGAUUCUUUUGCUUUUGUUUUUUUGUAAAACUGUUAUUACAAAAUGGAAUGGCUUUACAGGGGAGAGUGAAGAAGGCAAGAGGUUAAGGUACAAAAUAAGUUGUACGGUUAAACAGCUGCUGAAGGCGUGGUGGCCUAUGCUAAUGUCGGCGCGCUGGAUCCCAAUCACAGUAAAAAGGAUUCGAAUUUCUUGAACAAAUUGGAGUGCAACUACAGAAAAAAUCGCGACGGUUUUCAACCUUACUUUGCUCUCAGUUUAUUACCAAAUAUUAUACAAUCCCGCUUCACACUAAAAACAGCUGAGUAUAGUUAGAACAUUCAUGGUUGUGAAAUAUAGUUAUCCAUGAGUAUAAUUGUAAAUUUCCCAGAUAUUUAGAUUUUAAACUCUGUUAACUAAAAUUACUGCAAACUACCGUUGGCCUGUUUAGCUAGCCUUACUGAAUCGAAUAAAAGACAGUUUGAGGCUAUUUUCGCUGUCAGAAGUUUACUCAAUUGUUCGAC